Paramecium primaurelia is the source of this 870-nucleotide messenger RNA. Lineage: Eukaryota; Ciliophora; Oligohymenophorea; Peniculida; Parameciidae. The record is from the annotation of a GenBank genome assembly.
AUGGAUACUAUAGAUACAUUGAAAAUUGCCUUCCUUCAAUUCAUCAACAAACUCAAUCCACUUUUACCAGAUUAAUUACUCUCUAUAGUUUCUGAAUUUAAAGAAUAAUUGUAAUCAAAAACUCCUUCUGAUCUUUAUGAAUUUGUUUAGCAAAUCCCUGAACUUAAAAAAAGUGACUCCUCUUGUAAUACAUCUCCUGAAUUAAACAAGGUGGCAUCACAUGGUUAUAAUCCACUUUCUGUAUGUUCAUAAAAGGAUUCUGAUGACAAAAGUUAAAGUUCUUAUUCAGCUGAAAAAUAUUAACAAUUGAAAAUAGGUAAAAUGCUAUUAAAUCUAUUAUAGAAAUAAAUAAAAAUUUCUUUCUUAAACCUACUACAAAGUUCAAUACAAAUACAUAAAAUAAAAUUUCUAAAAAUGUAGAUAUAGAAGUUAAAGUACAAAGAGAAAAUAUUAAAUGUAAAAAAUAUUAAUAUUAUUUUUUAGUGGUUGAUACUCUAAAGGAAAUGCCAAAAUUAAAGAGAAUCGGCUUUGCUGAAAGAACAGGUCUAUUAAAUUAAGUUUCAGAAGCAUUGAAUUAAUUUAAAAAAGAUGGCAUUACAAUUAAUACAGUGUAUGAGAAAAGCACUGAGAUUAGUACUCCUUAAACUCCAAUAGAAAUGAGAUAAGGCUAAUAAUAAUUUUAUUAUGUAAGAAUAAUAAAAUUUAUAUUUUUAGUAUUAACCAUUUCAAUAAUAACCUGUUUGUUAAUUCAAAGGAUAUAGUGUAUAUUCAAAGAGAGGAUUUAUAUAACCAAUUUAAUUUGAUAUGCAAUUCUAAUUGAUGCAGCAGCAAUUUUAAAAUUAAUUAAUUUAUAAGAAAUUAUACUUUUGA